UCUUCUCUUGGCGGGUGGCGAGAGCAGAGCAUACGAGAGGAGAGAGAGAGAGAGCGAAAGAGAGACAUACAUCCAAAUUGGGAGAAAGAGAGAAAGAGAGAGAGCGAGUCCGAGGAAAAGCUGAAACUUCACUGCAGACGCUCCUGCUCAGAUCAGUCCUCCAUGCCGGAGCCGGGAGCUGCUCCGCGGCGCAGCCCGCAGGGAGUCCCCUACACCGACCUGCAGCACCUCGUCAACGCCGACGGACUGCACCUGUUCUGCCGCUACUGGGAGCCCGCCGGCCCGCCAAGGGCUCUGGUGUUUAUUGCCCACGGAGCAGGAGAGCACUGUGGGCCCUACGAUGAGAUCGCACAGAGACUGAAGGAACUGUCCCUGCUGGUGUUUGCACACGACCACGUUGGUCAUGGUCAGAGUGAAGGCGACAGGAUGAUCAUCAAAGACUUCCAGGUUUUCAUCAGAGACUCCCUGCAGCACAUCGACCAGAUGAAAUCCCUCCACCCGGACCUCCCUGUCUUCAUCGUGGGUCACUCCAUGGGUGGUGCUAUCUCCAUCCUGACAGCCUGUGAGAGGCCCAAUGAUUUUGCUGGAGUGGCUCUGAUAUCGCCGAUGGUCCAGAUGAACCCAGACUCAGCCACACCCUUCAAGGUUUUCCUGGCAAAGGUCCUGAACCACUUGCUUCCCAGCCUCGUACUGGGCAACCUCGAGUCUAAAUGGAUCUCACGGGACAAGACGAAGGUGGAGGCGUACGAUGCCGAUGAGCUGAACUACCAUGGCGGGAUGCGGGUGUCGUUCGGCAUGCAGCUGAUGGGCGCCGCGGCUCGCAUCGAGAGGGAGAUCCCGUCCAUCGGCUGGCCCUUCCUGCUCCUGCACGGUGACACCGACAAGCUCUGUGACAUCAGCGGCUCUAAGAUGAUGCACGACAACGCUCCGAGCUCAGACAAGAAAAUCAAGGUCUAUGAGGGAGGCUUCCACGCCCUCCACCACGACCUGCCCGAGGUGGCCGAGUCCACGCUGAAGGAGUUGACCAGCUGGAUCAAAGAGCGCCUGCCCACCUCGUAGACUUCAAGCUCGUCCAACCCAGUCGACGCUCCAAUGCACCAGCCCACCUCGUCCCAAGAGAUAUGUUCACCUUCCGGUGGUCGUUCGGGCUCAACAGUACCACUUCACUUUCUAUUCUGACAAACACAAAAACUCUUCUCCUCAGUGUGAUACAAUUGACUUGAAAUGAUACAGCCCCUGUCAAACAGCCCACUCAUUUAAAGCAGGUGUUGGGGUCAGAAACCAUUUCUUUUUGUAGAUACUGAGCAGCAGUUGUCAGUAAAUCCUCGAAUCAUCUGUUUAUUUCAUCUGCAUCCCUUUCCGAAGUGCAACUCAAGCUCAUUUAACUCUAAUUAAAGUUGUAGUUACAAAGUGCAAUAAUGAAGUCUCCAUCUACGCGCAGGACAGAUUUUGUUUUUAAAUUAGCAAUGUGAUAUAUCAGUGAUCAUUUCCUUCUGAGGUCAGAUGUCAGGAUCAGCUAGAGGACAACAGCCCUGGACUCUCUGUGGGUUCAGUGCAGGUUUAUUAGUUCAUAAAAAGCUCCUCCUGCAUCUUCACAGUGUCAGUAGUUGUGAAAUUGACACUAUUAGUGAAUUCGAUUUUCCGUCUCAGGUGAAUCUCAAUCUCUCAGUUUUCUCUCCUCCUCCACUGCACUUUUGACGCAUGCAUUUCUAAUAGUCGCAUGAAAACUUAUUGUGUAAACACUGGUGUCUCCAUAUUCAUUUUGGUAACUUCCCCCACCAACGUCAGUUUUUUGGCAGUUUUUUUCUCCUGUUUAUUAUUUUCUUAAUACUAUGUCCACUAAUAUUUCUUGGCAAGUGAAGGGAAAGCAGACUGACAGGUUCUGCCGUCUGCUGUUCUUGUCUCCGAUUACAGGGAGAGCGUACGGGUCGAGAGGUCAAAAGUUCUCUCCUCUCUGUGACCUUUGACCUUCAAUGUCAGUCACUGACUUCUCUGUUAAGAGUCACGCUUUGAAACCGUAACAUCGUUAAACUCCGGCUGCAGACUGGAGCACAGCUGGGAAACGAGAGGCACACAUUGAUCCGUUGAUGAGGACAAGGGUAGAUCUCCUUCACUCACAUAGCAUCUGCCAUUUCACCAAUCCACUCUUGAGUUAUAUGGCUGAUUGAUUCCUUGCUUGGCCGAGCACAGUGGGGAUCCAGCCUCUGUUUCAGAACAAUGACAUCUUUUUCUUUUUGGAAAACAGGAUGUUCAACAGAGUAGCUUACAGAUGAGGAGGGACUGGGAAUUCUUGGCUUCAAAGAGACCGUUGAGGACUGCACCUACACACAACAUCAAUCUGUAAUGGAGUCCAUAUGUGUGAGAUAUUCAGGUUUUAAAUAACAGAUACAGGGCAACUGCUGCCACUGAGGACACUGAUGUGUUUCUACACAUGACUCAUUUGAGUCAACAUAUUGGCUUAGUUUGAGGGGAAGCUGGACCUUUGACAUCAGUGUUUCUAAAAUUCAGCCAACAGCUCUGCACGUGUUUAAUGUGCGAUCACAAGCAACAGGAAAAGUUUCAAACCUCUAAACCUGACCUGCAGUGAGGGGCUAGUUCAACCCAGGCUCCUCUUAGGUUUUCGACAAAAAACACAGCAAUAAUAUCAUGGCAUCCUAGGUCUGUGGUAGCCUUUAAUUAUAAGCUACACAGACUCACACUGACCUCAUCAUUGUAUAUUGUCGGCAAGACUGUAAUUAGCAGGUAUUGCUGCAUGUGCUACCUCGGCCUACUCAUCAAGCAUGAGAACAUUUCAGGAGCAAGAGUUUCAAAGUUCGUCCACUGCCGACAUCAAAUAUAAGGAUUAAACAUUAUCAUCUUUAUGGCGACUCAACAUGUUAGUGUUUCUGUUGACACAUGUCUUUACAUUUAGUGAUCGUCUGUGUCACUCCAGUGUUAUUGUUUUUUUUGUAUCACUCUGAGUUCAAAGGGACUCCUGCAGGGAGUGUAAGGGAGGCACAGUGCAGUAUCCACGGUGACCGUUACCCACGCGUAACCACGGCAGCAGACCGUCAGCGGGGUAGAAUUUUUUUGUAACCACGGUGAUCACUGUAAGACCGAUUGAGUGAGAUAAAUGCCCUUCUUUCUUUCUUUCCUUCUGUCUUUCUGUCUCUCUCUCUAUCUCUCUCUCUCUGUCUCUCUGUAUCUCCUUGUCUUACCCUGUUUGACCUCCUCUGGUCACUUCUUUUCUUCAGUUGGUUGGAGCAGUUCUCUUUGUUCUGUCCAUCACAGAGCCCCUUGUCCUGCAGCAAAUUCAAACGUUGUUUUACUGUCAGCGACCCACACUGCCCCUAGUGGUCAAUUAGCAGAAAAGCAGCAGGUCAUAUACAUUUAGCUGAUUUCUUAUGGUUCUUUUGGACAUGAGCACUCAUUCAUUUAACAGAGGUCACAUCGCUUAAUCUGCCUUUGAUUCCGGUCAAGAAAGAAAUAAGCUGACAUUUCUGAGUCAUAAUGCAAGAGUGAGACCCAUAAUGCCGGGUCAAUUUAGUGAAAUCAUUGAAUUGCACUGGGAAAUUUGAGACUGAUAAGUAGGAAAAUUGAGCCAAGGCAAGGGUAAAAUGUAGAAUUCCUUUCAAAAAUGCAAAAUAGGAUGCUUCAUGUGAUAGAUAAUGCAUCAAAUAAGAAUUAUAGAUCACAAGAUGUUAAAAGAAAAUAAAUUAUAGACACAGAUGUUGUAAAACAAAUAAAAAAGGAAGAAGAUGAGGAGAUUUCAGGAGGCAUAGGCGUCCUCUUCUCUUUUUUUCAGACCACAUAUCAGGUCACAAUGCCACUGGUGCAGUGCAGAUAGAGAUGGGAUGAGUUCCUCCAUCCCAGUAGGAAUCACAGCCACUUCAAACACAAUCUGCUGCUGAUUGAGCUGCAGCAGGCAUGAGACACACACAAAGGAGACACAGUCCCAGUUGUAUUCAUAUUCCUAAUAGCCCCCCUGCUGCACUGCAUCAGUGCAGUGGAUUUACCCUAUAGGAACAUAACCUGUCAGACUACACAAGUGCAUAUUACCGUUGCGGUUAGAUAUGGGGGCGGACAGAGCGAUGGAGAUGGAGUGAGAGAAGAGAGAUAGAAAGAUGGGAAGAGGGCUGACAGUAACCAUGGCAGCAGCUUUUUUCUUAUUUUCUCCCCCAGUCAAAUUAACCUUUGAAAACCAUGUUUUUGUUAAUGGUGCACACGUUGCUGCUCUUUCAGGGCUGGUUGUCCUUUUGCUGCUCUGAGGAUUCCCUUUUAUGUAAGCAUGGAGAUAAGAGAGCCAACAAUUAACAUCAUCAGAUCACAGUGAGCAAUAGGAGAUGCACACACACACGCACACACACACACACAGAAGCACACACACGCACACACACACACACACAAACACACACACACACACACACACACAGAAGCACACACACACAGAAGCACACACACACACACGCUCCGUGAAUUCAAAUUACACUCGUCUGCUAUAAGCAAACAAAUCUCUGUUUUUUCUUUUUAGACCCAAAUCUUUCAUUAUCUUUUGCCCAAGUGAAGGAGGAGGUCUAUGAGUGAAAUUCAGCAUCCCCUCCCUCUCUCCUUUUUUCACAAUAUUCCAUUCCUUCUCACCUUUAUUUAUGGUGUGCACCGAUCCUCACGUGUUGUAAAGCCAUGUAAACCUCCCAUGUCCAUGCCAAUAUCCUCUUCUCCCGGCAUGUAUGUCUACAUAAGCAUGAUAAGUAUGCAGGUUUGCUAUGCUGACAGGUAGCCCUGUAUAGACACAGUCUUCUUUCAGUAUAUAUUCAUCUUUUUUUAUCCAGGACAGAGCUUCUAUAUUUAGAAAAAGAGAUAAUAACGAGGGCAGGAAACCAUAUAAUCAAAUUGGUCUUUUCUAAUCGAGUGAAACGUAUUUGUCCUGUCAGUUAGGUUGUUUUUUUUAAUCUUGACUUUAUGACUGUUUCUAAAUGAAUAGCUGUUAUAUAUGUUGAAGGACUAAAGGCCACAGGCCAGAGAUUAAAGUGCACUGGGAAGGUUCAUUGCAGAGUUUGCAUGAAUGAAGUCAGUGCUCAUGUGUGCAGCCAGAAUUGGAAAGGUUUUUUCUCCAAAAUGCUAUAAACAAUGAAUAAGUAAAUCACCUGAGGACCUAAUCAAGUAACCCCUACUUGAUAUCUGUAAAAUACAGGCGACCCAAGCUGUUAACGUGUAAUAAUUUCAUAGACUGAAAACUUGCUUUGAUAAUGCAUUUUGGAAUAAGACCCAAUUCAAUUCAUGCUGUUAUUUUUCAAUCAACAUUGUUAACAAAUUAGAUUUAUUUGUAAUGACUGAACUGCUUGAUUAAUGAACAUACUUGUAAUACACUGUAUAGGAGCAUAACAUUGCUAACAACACUUGAUACACAAAUCUUGUAUUUAUCUUGUUUAGAGUAUUUAAAUGUAUUAAUUUGAAGUAUAUAGGUUACUAAGUCACUUUUUUAUACUAUGAGGCAGAUACAUGUAAUUUUUUUCUGUUGUUGCACAGCCACAUGAAGAUUCAUAACACUCUCUGAGGUCGAGCCAGGUCCAGGAUUGUACUGUAUGCGCAUGUAAGAUUGAAAAAUGAAUGACAGUGUUUCUGACUGGUUCUUGUUGAGUAUUUUACCACUGUGUGUUUUAAGUUGCCGUCGUGUUGAAAAACCCACGUGUCUCGUCGCAGUUUGUUAGAGAACGAUGAGUGUUAAAGGGCCCAUAUUAUGAAAAUUCCACUUUUGUAGUGCUUCUACACGUUAAUGUGGGUAUCUGGCACGUCUACCGUCCCAAAAACUCUGGAAAAAAACACUCAAAACAGGUCAAUCUGAGGAGCGCUGUUUUAGACAGGGUAAAAGGGGUGCUGUUUUAAAUAAUCCUUGUGGUAUUUUGCCCAAAGUAUGUUACAGAUAUUUCAUCAAGACCCCAAGGAACCAUAUCAACUGUGGUAAAAUGGGCAUACGAUGGGUCCUUUAAAAUCAACUGCUAUUCAUAUUCUUUUAAUUUUUAACAACUUAUAUUUCUAUAAGUUUGGAGAAAUUAUUGUUCCUCUCCACAAUUUGCCUUCACUCUAAUCUCUUCUUAAAAAUUGUUAAAACUGUCUCAUACAAAGUCAGUUUGGUCAGAAUAAAGUAUGUUUAAAGACUAAAUUGCAGAUACCAGGUUUUCAUCCAAGAGCAUCUUGUUUAUUAGGGAGAAAACCUCAGAUUUAUUUCCUUAAAGAUUCCACAUUUUAUGGGAACAUGUAUGUAAUGUGUUGAUCUAUUUUUGGAUUGUGGUCUACUGUCUUUUGUGCCUUAUUACGAUGACGAAUGUGUAUCUAAGCAUCUGGUUCUCUGACUGUUGUUAUGUUCUGGUUGAGCAAUUGCGUCCAUCUGCUAGUCUCUUUCAUGUCCGUCAUGUCUGUCUGUCGCUCUCUGUCCGUGUUUCUGUCCAAUCAGGAGUCUAAGCAGAUUUAGUUCAUAAGCUGUUUUUGAAUCUUUCAGGAAUUGACACAAAUCAAAACAGUUGUUAAUCUGCUUUGAUACGCCCACAGUUUCAAGAAACACAGAAGUUAACAUGAAAGAGGACACUCUGUCUCUUCUGCAGUUACUUUAAUGGAACGAUGACUAAAUAACAUGUGGAACCUGCCUGUUCUCCCUCAUUGAUUUUCAGCAGUGAACAACAGGAACCAGAUAUGGGGUUAUGAGGACAUUACUGUUACUGUUUAGUAUUGAAUGGCUGCAUUCCUUCUCCUUGUCCUUAUUUGUACAUGUUUGUGCUAGGAGGCUGUUGUAAAGGGGAAAGGAGGGGGUGGCAAUGCAUUUCAAAGUUCCUGAGGCAAUCCAGAAGUGUUCAGAAAAUAAAUCAAGUCAUAACGUGGAAUAAUAUUUUUAAAAACAAAGUUGAGGCUAGUCUAGCCAAAACUAUGAAGUGACAUAGCAUUCAAAUAUUCACAUUUGGCAGAUCUGGAGACAGCCUUUAAUAUGGUUUGUCAUCGCCCGCAUUGUGUAUUGAAUCUAUUAUUCCUUGUUCAUGAAUAAACUAAAAUGUAUUCAUACUUACUGGUAAAGAUGCAAGCUCACCGUCAAGGAUUUUCGUCUGCGGAGGAAAACUCAGCUAUGUGAUGUAAAACCUCUGAAGAUGAAGUGUGAACUGUCAAUAAUAUAGCAACGUUCCUCCCAGCAAGACAUACAGUAUAAAUGUGUUAGAGUAAAAUGAAUAACAUGACAUUCAGCAUCAUUACUCAUGAGAAGGGAGUUGGUGUUUUCAGGCAGCACAUUUUGGAUCACAUGAAGAUCUUGUUACAUCACAUUCUGGAGUCUUCCUUCUAAAGUUGUUGUUGUUUGAUUUAUUGCUGUUUUACUGGAUGACAUUGGAUUUGAAGGCGCUGAUACCCAACCUCAGCAGUUCAUGAUUAGUUGAAUAGCAGCGUUGGACACUUUCAUUCAAAUGGAAAAAACAUUGUAUAUAAGAUGUAUAUAGUCUAAUGUAAUAAUAAACAUAUUCUCAAUCACUGACGGCCAAACUGCUUGUUACUAGAAUGUUCAUACUCUGACAGAAUAAACGAUAUGACUGUUUAA
Molecule: messenger RNA, 7552 nt
Organism: Limanda limanda (common dab)
Lineage: Eukaryota; Metazoa; Chordata; Actinopteri; Pleuronectiformes; Pleuronectidae
Gene: mgll
Product: monoglyceride lipase
Exons: 8
Coding region: 163-1059 (298 amino acids)
Cellular component (GO): membrane
Molecular function (GO): lipase activity
Source: RefSeq, a predicted model, not a curated record